UCCUGUCAGGCGGUGACAGCGCGCCAUGCCCGUCCGCACCGAGUCCUCCUCGCUCGUGCCGCCGCCCCCCAUCAACACCCAGCAGCCCGGGGUCGCCACCACCCUCCUCUACAGCGGCUCCAAGUUCAGGGGCCACCAGAAAAGUAAAGGCAACUCCUACGACGUGGAAGUGGUUCUGCAGCAUGUUGACAUGGAGAACUCCUUCCUCUGUGGAUACCUGAAGAUCAAAGGGCUCACUGAGGAAUAUCCGACUCUUACCACCUUCUUUGAAGGAGAAAUCAUCAGUAAGAAGCAUCCUUUCCUCACCAGAAAGUGGGAUGCAGAUGAAGACGUAGAUCGCAAACACUGGGGAAAAUUCUUGCCAUUUUAUCAAUAUGCAAAGACGUUUAACUCGGAUGAGUUUGAUUACGAUGAGCUAAAGAACAGUGAUUUUGUCUUCAUGAGGUGGAAGGAACAGUUUCUAGUCCCUGAUCACACGAUCAAAGACAUCAGUGGCGCUUCCUUCGCAGGAUUUUAUUAUAUUUGCUUCCAAAAAUCCACAGCUUCGAUAGAGGGCUAUUACUACCACAGGAGCUCAGAAUGGUAUCAGUCCUUAAACCUCACACACGUCCCUGAACACAGUGCUCCCAUCUACGAGUUCCGGUGACAUUCAUCAAUACACCCCCAUCUUAUUGGGGGGAAGGGGAGGCAGAUAAUGGAACCGUUCGAGGGCAGAGAAACUCAGAGAGAAAAAAAACUGUUCUAAAAUCAUAAGGAACAAGUAGCAGUUUCUCUGCCGCUAACAGACAUGCGGUAAUGUAAUGGGAAGCUCAAGCAUCAAGAAUUGAAGCCAAGCGCGUGACUGUUGGUGCUUGAUUGUUUCACUAAGUAAAAGACAACUUGUUUUCAUCUGGUUUUAAAGCUACUUUAAACUGCACUUAUUGGUAUUUAAUUUUGCUCUCAUUGAUUUAAGUUUUCUUUUCAGUGCUAACUGUGUUGUACCAGAGCUAGCAGCCAUUACCAGCAUCACAGUUGUAUUUGAUGUUUUUUUCCCCCCCCUUUUUGCUGUUGGCGUGUUUUUAUAUAUACAUAAGCUAAUCAGGCUUGAAUCCUUUAAAAGAUCUUCUUACCUAUUCUGCUGGUGCUGUUGCACAUGCUCUAUGCUGUGUUUUUGUGAGAGUACAGAAGUGACCUUAUCCGAACAGACAACGCGAGUAAAUCAAAAAUCAGAGAGAUGGGGUUUUAAGAAAAUCCCUUGAAUGACUGACUUUCCUUUGCAAGUCUGUAAUUCUAUUAAGGAUUUAUAAAAUGCUAACUAUAGAAUAAAUGGAUACCCGGGAGUGAGUUUACUGGGCGUUUACCUAAUUUAGAGGUUAUGAUGGCUUCAACGAAGUCCUUUAAAACCUGAGAUUAGGCUGUGGGUUUGGUCCUCCCCGUUAUCCAUGUUAUAGGAUAUAUUCUGUGUGGAAUUUGAGUAAGUUUUGUGUCGGGAGAGGGCUUCAGUGUUGCUGUCUCAGAUGUUCACAGAAGGCUAACGUGUGCCUUUUGUGAUGUUGUUCCUUUGGAAUUGGGGAAAAGAUUAGUUUGCAGUGCAGGGGAUUCCACGUGUGGCGUGUUCCCAAUCUGAGCUGCCAGUUCCCCCUUCUUCACCUCCCAACUCCCUUCAUCCCAAGAAAGCAGUUGUGCUGAGCAUGUGCACAAAACCAGAGAUCCACCUUCACUCUGGCCAUGUGUCUGGCCUGACUGACUACCCAGUGGCUGGUUGAUCUUGCACUUAUAUAAAAGGGUUUAAGGGGGGCAGGAGAAAAAGAGGUUUCCAAAUUGGACAACCUAUUAAUAUAAAUUUUAAUAAUAGAAGAGGUUUUAACAAAAUUGGUGCAGGAAAACAAGUUUCUUCAACUGGUUGUAACUAGCGACAUCUAGUGCUAGAAAACGUGUAUUGCACCAACAUUUUAUCCAUAGUAUGACUCCUUUUAUCCUGAUUAAACACAUCGCUGAUUUGCAUACAAAUUGAAUGCCUAGAUCAGGACUUGCGAGUACAUAUAAUGGGAGUAAAUGGGAAUGGUAUGGUGGAAUUUUGUGCUUCAACAGGAUUAUGCAGGUGUAUGUUUUUAUUUCCAAAGUACAAUUUCUCUCCUGAAGAUUAGUCAUGAAGAUAUGAAUGGACUUUAGCUUUGAAAUUCUACAUAUAACAGUUAGAUCUGUUGGUUUAAAACUUUUCCUGCUCUGUCAGAAAUAGGAUUGUUUUAAUCUCACACGGGUCAAGACUUGCUUCUGUUCCUCACUUGUAUUUUGCAUAUUUUUGGAACACUGGCAAAUAAACUCAAAUACUUUUUAAAACCUUUAAGUAAGAAGAUUUCUGUAAGUGGGAAAAUAAAGCCCACUAUCCACAGGCAAGACAGUCCCUAUACAGUGUGGAUGGCAUACUGACACGUGAAGGUGGACUAACCAGUUUGUAUUGAUUUUAUUGUUAAAUCGGAGCAUGGGGACGAAUAUUUCAUUACACUGCAUUGUUCAAAGAUAUCUGGAGCUUUACGUUUGAGAUCUGUGGUGAAAUAUGUAAGAGUGCCACAUCCAAUAAAGUUCCUUGUGAAAGACUGCAGCUUUUGGACUCUUCUGGGCCUUACGAAAAAAAACAUUCUCUCCAGUGAAUUUACUGAUGAGAAUAUUUGUCAGUGCAAUAAAAAAAAUUCAAGACAAUUAAAAUUGUAAAUGUGGUAAAUCGU
Molecule: messenger RNA, 2705 nt
Organism: Callorhinchus milii (elephant shark)
Lineage: Eukaryota; Metazoa; Chordata; Chondrichthyes; Chimaeriformes; Callorhinchidae
Gene: gid4
Product: GID complex subunit 4 homolog
Exons: 6
Coding region: 26-646 (206 amino acids)
Biological process (GO): proteasome-mediated ubiquitin-dependent protein catabolic process; protein targeting to vacuole; protein catabolic process in the vacuole
Cellular component (GO): extrinsic component of membrane; GID complex
Source: RefSeq, a predicted model, not a curated record